This is a messenger RNA of Penicillium verhagenii, 882 nucleotides long. RefSeq lists its product as uncharacterized. Lineage: Eukaryota; Fungi; Ascomycota; Eurotiomycetes; Eurotiales; Aspergillaceae. Bases 1 to 882 code for a protein of 293 amino acids. The transcript has 3 exons. The record is from RefSeq and is a predicted model, not a curated record.
AUGUCAGAUGCGGAUUUUCAUUAUAUUCUUGAGCCUAGAAGAAAUCGAGCUAGUGGUUCUACUAGGUCUCUCACCAUACCAGAUACUGGCAGACACGACUUGAUUUUUGCGAUCGCAGAGCAAAUUUCAAACGCCGCAUACGAAUCGAUUGGAUCUUUGGAUGAAGAAGCCGUGAACAGAAUCUGUAAGACUUUACCAAGACUGUUGGAAGGGCUGUCCAUGAGCAUUGGCCAGCAGAAUCCCUCUUCAGAGGAGCACAUGGCCGUUAUGUUAUUCAUACGCAAAUACUGCCGGUACAAACAACCCAGCUACGACAAUGUCACUUUGAACAAUCGCGACAGUCCUGGGGUGGCUGGGAUGGAAAAGAAUAAGGGGCCGCAAGGUAUCGGUCUGGCAAAGGAGCCCGAUGGCUCCAUAGAGCCACCGCUGCUGGGCAUGGAUUACCCAGCACCCUCCAGUGACAAUGAAGAUGACAAGCCGAGCCCGUACUUACCUGGCAUUCAAGCCUGCGUCUCUCUAAUACAAUCUGACAUAGGCUUCACCAAGCUACAAUCCGAUAUCCACCGAGAAUAUCUCACAGAAGUCAACCGGAGUGAGCCUCCAGAAAAUAUCAUCAUGACAUUCAAGGUUGAUUGGGAUCCACUCGAUUUUCUCCAGCGGGAGUAUCCUGAGUCAUCCCAGAAUAAACUCGGGAACUCUGUUGUGCUGACAGGGUCGAUCGAGAUGGCACAAGCACAGACUUGCUCAGAAUAUCUCAGACAAACAUGGCCAUGUAGCGGACUCGAUAUUUUAAAGCUUAUUCAAGAUGGGGUCGACAAUAAUUGGCCAUCUCAGCUUUCAUGUGAGCCAGCUCUAGUCCAGAACUGCCAGGAAUAUUAUUAA